UCGCUGUGCCAGUACGUGUAUGUGUAGCGAAGGAAUACACGUAUUAGUUUGUAUUCACAAUCAUGAAUUCACUGGAGUACGGAUGGAGAAAUUUACCAACAUGAUUUUAUAUACUGUGGUUUUAUUGACUUUCAUAUUUCAUGGAGAGUCAUUUGCCUCCCCGUGUUGCAGUGAGGCGACUAAUGAUGUGUGCCGAAACUCAUGUUCUCAGCUGGUUAAACCCGAUAUCAAACAGAAUGAGAAUAAGCUAGCCCAGCUGAAGAAUCUGGUCCUCUUGGGAGAGUUUUGUUCUCCGCAGCAGACAGCCUUUUGGAGGUGCAUAAACAAAACUGUACCUGUGGUGCAGUCUAUGAUGGUAUGGUCAGCUCAGCCUUGCUGUGAGAAAGCUGUCAACAGGUACUGCCAGGAGGCUUGUUACCAGGCCACCAGUGUAAGAGAACUUGUAAGGAACUGUAGCCAAAGUACGGAAACAAAGUUAUAUAAAUGUAUAGAAAAACAUGGAGAUGCAGAGCAUUGCUGUAGAUCGGCCAAUAGCUACAACUGUCAUCUAAUAUGCAGGGGCACACAUAUGGUAUCUGGUCUUGGCAGACAAAAACAGCGACACAUUAUUCGGCGACAGUGUCAUGGCGUCAACCAACCUAUCAUGCAGUGUGUUCAAAAUCGUCAUCGUCCAGUGCGGGAAAGUGACCCAGAAUUGAGCUUGCCAUGUUGCUACGAAGCUCCGGCAGACUCUGAGUGCAGGAACACAUGCAUAGAGGGAAUACGACUACGUUAUCCGGAGAAUGUGUUCAUGGAACAGCUGGUGAAAAGUUGUGGUGUUCCAAAAAUUCAUAGUGAUCCACUGUGGGCUUGUUUCCUGCUAAACACCAACAUGGAGGACGAUGUAGAUAUGGAGAGAAACAUCAUAGAUGGCGCCAGGCUGCAGUGCUGCUCUAAAGCUAACACCCUUGCCUGUCGAAACCUUUGUUCUAGGACUUUCAGUACCGACUGGGCCAACACCUGGGAUGACUUUAACACCAAAUGUCAGAGUUUAGCAGCACCUGUGUUGGAUGUCAUAAUGGAAGGUCCCAUGCUUUCUUGUAUGGCUGAAGUGGAAGAACCAUGCCAACUCGGGUGUGAUGGUCUCAACUUCUGCUCCAACUUCAACAGUCGACCCACUGAGCUGUUUAGGAGUUGUAAUGCACAGACAGAUAUAGCAGCACGAGAAAGUCUGAACAGCUGGCAGAAUGGAACCAUUAGACUUCCUCAGAUGUCGAUUCCCGUCAAAGAUAUCCGGGAGUGUGAACCAGAGAUGUGGAAGGCCCUCGUGUGUGCUCUACAGAUCAAACCAUGUAACAGGAGAGCAACGCCGCUUCCCCUAUGCAGGGAAGAUUGUUUCCACAUACUGAACCAGUGUGUUGACCACAGUCGUAUGAAGCCAGGCCACACCCUACAACUCUUGUGUAACACUCUGUCCCCCGGAGACUCCAAAAAUGGGGACUGUAUCUCCGUGAAAAAGUACCUCACUGAAAGUCCUCACAAACACUAUGGACAUGUGAUCACAAGUCCUUGUAACCCAAACCCUUGUGAGGACAACCAAGUGUGCUGGAUCAACCGUCGUAAAUGUAGGCACCCCGAGGUCUGUCUUCCUUAUGUUUGUCAUAAUGCAUGCGGUAUGGGAGCUGUGACCAAUAUGUACGUUCCCAAGAACACUUACGUUCGGAUUCCUGAUGCAGAGAAGGAUUUCCAUGGUAACGCACAGUGUAUGCACUAUCGUGUGUGCCAGUGUAGGCAUCACAAUAACCUGGAUAAUUGUAAACGUCUCCCAUGUAUUCAGCGUGAUCCCUGCAGCACCAGUAAAGGCCACAAAAAACACGGUGAACACUUCAAAAUGGACUGUAAUCACUGUAUCUGUCACUCGGGAAAAGUCCUGUGUUCCCAGCAUCGCUGUCCGCCAGAGCCAGGCUCCGAAGGAUUGACAGGGUUACCGUGUGACUGUGUUCCCAACUUUGCACCGCAAUGUGGAAUUAAUGGAAAGACUUACCCUAAUAGGUGUAUGGCCACAAAGUGUGCAAAACUUAGAAGUCACGAACUCAUCUCCGGCACCUGUUCAAGUAUCGACCCCUGUGCAGAUAACCCAUGUGGGGAUGAAUACAGAUGUAUGCCAAAGAGAAGUGUAUGUUUGAGUAAUACCAUGGAGAGUAGCUGUAACCAGUAUGAGUGUGUGGCAGUCAUGGGCAUCGACCAAUGUGAACGCCACGACCAUGAACCAGUGUGCGACACAGACAACGAUGAAUAUACAAAUAUUUGUCUCCUCCUGGCCAAGAAAAAGAGACUUGCCUAUAGGGGGCACUGUCAGAAGUACUGUUCUGAAAAUGGUGUUGUGUGUGGACACAACGGGGAGUCGUACAAUAGUGAAUGUGCCGCGCUAGCUGAUCGUACCACUGUAGAUUACAUGGGGCAGUGUAGAGCUGUUGGCAUGUACUCAGGUAAUUUGACCACAUCUAAUAAUUGUGCGAAUGUGGCCUGUCGUGCUGCGAGACCAAACCAUUGUCGUCCCAUUACUCCACCUGGGGGCUGUUGUCCUGUCUGUGCUGCGGAGAUCCGUAUCAUGUACAGUAAGGAGCUUAUGAACGUGGCGGCGUCUGCAAUGAAUAGUGCUGUGAUAACAUUGGCUGACAUCUUGCUGAUCCUGUCACGCCAACUAUCGGUCGUUCAGUGUGACCUAUACGGCUACCUCAGUGUGGAAAAUGACAUUGUUGUCCUGGUCGCUCCAGUCUCGGCUCAUCCUAACAUGCUGCUGGUUCAUGCAUGUUCAAAGGAGGCUGAGAGAUUAGGUUAUCUAAUACAGUCGGACAGUCCAUUGAUGAAGUCGUACCUUACACUGAGUCCACUACUGGUGGCCUCUAUACAUACCCCAGGGGUGGCCAUUGUUCAGUCAGCUGCCACCUCAUUGUCUACACCUUCUCUGGUAGUAAACACCGGACUUCUACUCUAUACAUUAUAUACAUGGCUUUACUCGGUAUAACCCUCCGUCAAUUCUAAUUAGAAUCUCAGAAACUAUUUCGAUUGGAUCGUCGGAUGUUUUACGGGAUCCAAGAUAAUCAUCGUGCAGUCAUUUUAGCGUCCUGUCAAAGAGUGCAUUUGCUACUGGGGUAAUGCACACACCAUCCAUAUGAUUGCAUGGUUACUGAUCAACCUCAUUUGACCUUGUCACACGUGGUCAGAGUGCAUCAUGGGAACUCGUCCAUGGCUUGCAGCCAUACAAAGGAAUCUGUGAUUUACCCAAAGCAUCAAAACAUCUGUUUCUGCAGUAAACAUGCUCGGACGUAGCCCUGCAGUAACACUUGUGAUGUCUUAAGAGUUCUCGCUUCCCUUCAGGGUGAUAUGUUGUCAGCCAGCUGAUUGGAACUCUUCAGGCUUGUAAAGUCUAUAAUAAAACGGGCGGUGAAUUAUCGAUUACAGUAAAGUCCGGUAUAAAGUAAAAUAAAAUACUUUGCCUAGCGAUUGCUUUUAUAAGUGUGCCGAAAUUGUACCAUUAAGCUGUGUUAAUUUUAAAAAAAAAUAUGCCUACUCCCAUCUUCGACUUUGACAUGAAAUUGUAAUGAAGUUUUCCUAGGUUUCUUUAAAGUUCAUGCACAUCAAGGUAAACUAUGUCGAAAUACACAGCUUAGGUUUUGACAUUACAAAACCAUCAGAUUUAUAUGGAGAGUAGAUAUGUCAUUCAAAUAGCCUGUGAAAAUUGAUCGUGAUAUUCAAAGAUUUACAAAAAUACAUUUCGAAUGAAGUUUCAGAUUAAGAUCAUGUGGAUGUUUUUAAUACGGUCAUAGUAUUUUGAUUGUUUAGACAUAUUUUAUUUAAAGAAAUCAAAAGGAAUACAAGUUAUUCAAGUUGUAUACAUUUACAAGCCCUGUAUGUAUGGAGUAUCUUCAGUCAACUGUAUUAGGGAUAAAACAUAUUUGUUGUUAUUUGUAGUGAGUCUAUUAAUGCUUUUAAGAUUCGUAUGUCGAGAAUGUUAUCAUAGUUGACUUGAGCUGAUGAGCUUAUAUUGUGGCACUUUGUAUUAAAAAUUAAGAAAUUUCAUUCAUUAAGGUAUAAUGUUAUCCGUCUGUUUGUCCGUCCAUCCAUUCAUCAAAUAUUAGCUUCUCUAACGUCUUAGUUGUGAUUUGGAGAAGAUAAAGACAAUUUUAUGAAUUAGAGUCACUUGCUAAAAUCACAUUUAAACAAUUCAGAAAAUGUAUUCAAAGAUUUAAAAUUACUUUUUCAGCAUUUCGAUUCAAGAUCAGAUUAUAUUUUAUAUGAAAAUGUGUAUAAGGAAAGCUGAUGCUGAACACUUGUUUGAGAAUUAUUACCAUUUGAGCUUGGAAGAUAUUUUAAAUAAUGACAAAAUAAAUUAAAUGUAGAAGCAAGGAUUGGGUAUUGUUACUUCGGGAGAAAGAGUGUGUAUGUGAGUGUGAUAUUAUUCAUGUAAUGCUAAAUAGCCUUGUUCAUUAGACAGUGGGUAUGUGAUAAUAAAUCAUGACCUCAUUUACGAUUUAAGUAUAUAUGCUACCUUAUUGUGAAUUGUUUUCCUUUAAUGAAGAGUUCCACUUACAGACAUAAAGCAAUAUUUGUGAGUGGCAAUACUGAUACAGUUGAUAAUGAGUAAAAGGCAUAAGGAAAUGUGUAUCAGAUCACAACUAAAAAUAUAUUUAAAGUGACAUAACUCUGAAACAGACCACAGACGUAAUGUAUAAGGUAGCAUAUACCCUUAAGUUUAUUCAUUAAAAUCAUGAUAUAUUUUGUAUUGUUAAGCAGUUGUGUUUCUUAGAUGCCUAAAUACAGCAAGACUUUACAUUGAGCAUUAACACCUGUGGAGAACGUUUGUAUUUUACAAUUAUAAGCAUUAAAGGCUCUUUACUAUCUAUUGGGAGGAGCCAACUAAUCACCUUUUCAGUGAUACAAGUUUAAUUCAUAUGCCAAAAUUCUAAAUCUUUUUUUAUUUUGUAUACAUAUUCAAGAUUGAUAGGUAACUUUGACAUCCUGUUUUUAUCAGAAAUGUUAGAUACAAGUUGUGUGACAUUUGUACAAAUUCUUUUUAAGAAUUUUUGUUUUUGUUUUGUUUCAAAUGUUCUUUAAGUGUUGUAUAAAUCAACUGGACAGCAUUACUGCACAUUUCAAUAUACCUUAAUACAAUUAAGUAUCAAUUCAGUACAACUAGUUUAAUGUAUAUAUAUAUUAUGCGUUUUUUGUCUUCAAAUUAGAUGAAAUAUCUUGAUGGACAUAUCCAAAAGAAAGAAAACACUAAAUAAUUUAGUUCUAGAUAAAUACAUUUCAGUAUGUAUUAAUAUUAGGAUACUUUUUUAAAAGUAAAAUAGCAUACGAACUAAUUUUACAUUUUAAGUUGUAUUUUGGCAUAAAUUGAUAGAUAAUCUGAUGGACAAUUAAGACCAAUAGUUUGCAAAUUUUAGGCAGAAAAAACAACUUUAUAUAAUAAAGAAGAUAUUUGUCUUAUAUUUUGUUCUGGAUCAGAGUACCAAAGAAUAGCUAUUAGCAGCAUUAGUUGUUGGGUGUUAUGUUAAGUAUUGUAUCCCUUUCCAGUAAACAAUAGGUUGAAUUUCAUAUGGAGUUAUAUGGAGUUACUCUGGAUAUGAAAGCAUUACGAAGUCUUAUGGUUUUAAGAUUGAUAUGUAUCUUGUUGAAUUUGAGUAAGAUUACUUUAAAAAGAAGCAUUAAUUGAAACUGAUAUCCAGAUUUUAUAAUUACUUUAAUAUUGUGAAUGUUGAUGUUGAUAGAAAAACUGUAAGUGUAGACUUGCUAAAAUCCUGUAGAUGUUGUACAAUACAAUGAGAAAACAGUUUACAUUGUCAAAUGAUUAAUUCAAUACACCUUUACUUGAUUUUACCUGUAUAAAAUCAUUUUUUAGAUCAGCAUGAUGUAUUCAUCUUUACCCAUUAAUAACAUUUUUCAGUGACAUAAUUUUUGUUUAAAUGAUACGAUAUAAACUGACAUAUAUAAGUUCAAGGCCUAUAUAAAUACUGUUUUCCUCAUUAGAACCCAGGUGCAGUAUAUAAACUGCUUUUCAUUUGGGGGAAAAACCCUUUGAAAUAAUAUUUUCCACUUUAAAAAAAAAAUGAAUAGUCUUAUUGACACUCUGAAGAGAAAAUAAACUGUGCCAGGUGUUUGAAAAGUUAAUGACCUGUUUGUAAGCUACCAAAGAAGAUUAUAUUGUUUCUCAAAAUGGACAAACUUUUCACAGGAUUGUGAGAUGAUUUUCUUGCAGUGAAACUGGAGACCUAUUUUGAUUUUCUUGCAGUGACACUGGAGACCUAUUUACUUAUAUUGCACAGAAUGCUGAAUUUUCUAACUUAUUUAUUUGUAUCAAUGUCUUCUGCCAUUUGUUACAGUCCAUUGAAAUCAUGAUCAAGAAAUAGGUGGAGAUAUUGAUAAGAACUUGGAAAAUGGCUGACAAGAUUAAAAUAAAACUGCCUUGGGACCACACAGAUGUCUUCAUUUUAAAGAGGUUCAAACUUGUAAAUGAGCGAUUACCAAUUUUGACUGGUUGUGCAUAUGCUGCAGAAAAGUCCUGUUUGUGCAAGUAAUAAAUGUUUAAGUUCAAACAUGUUGAGUGUGAAGAAAUCAGCUGUCAUUACAUUGUAACAUUGACCCCUUCUAAUGUUGAGUUAGUAUGUCACACAGGUCUGUAAACAGAUUCAAGUUCAUCAAUUUUAAAUGUUUUGAAUUUUGCAAUGUAUCAACAUUCUCUAUUAUCUAUAAUAUUCAAUUUGAUCUACAUUCUCUGUCAGCAGUCAGUAUUCUUGACAAAAUCUAUGUGAAAGUGACAAAAGGUGUGUGAGCUGUUAGUGUAAAGAAUAACACUGAAUCAUGUGCUUGUUGUCUCCCUUUAUUCCACAAUGUAAUAAAAAGUGAUUCCUGUUAGAGUAACUUCCCUUGCCAGGAUGUUUUUAUAUCUUUAGGUAAAAUAUAGGGAUUGUCCACAGUUUCUCUCUCUCUCUCCAAUACUCAAAUUUCAGUACUGUAAUUAUAUAAAGUACAUCACAAAAUAAAAUAAACAUGAGAAAAUUGUAACAAGUAAUUUAUACAUGAAUCUUUUACCAUAUUGGUAAUGCAAGUGAUUUGAAAAAGACUUUUUCAGACUAAAACUAUAAUACUAAACAAUUUACUCAGUCUAUGAUGUAAGUGCUAUACAAUAAUUUAUUGUCAUGUUUUUUGUUAUUAAGCCAUCUGUUCAGCUGAUGAGGCUGAGCGUUGGGCCAUUGUAUUUAUAAGCUUGUUAUGUAUCCUGGUGUGGUAUACACUAUAUACACCUUCUAAGAUAGAGCUGAACAAUUAUCACCAAUACACAUUAUAUAUCUGUACAUAAGAUUUUGACAUUUGUAUUGUACGAUUGUGUGUUUAUAUUCCAUUGUAUAAUGUAUCUCUGAAAUAUAAUAUCUAUAGGUUGUUUGUUUUCCUUCGAGGAAGAUAAAACUGGAAUAAGAGCAAAUAUGUGCAUUCAAUCAUAUUUAAGUUGGAAUUAUGAUUUGUUUUGUCUAUUCAGCUACAGAAAUAUAUACAACUCAGUGUAUUAUUUUGAGGAUGAAACUUCUCUCGGGGGAAAUUUUGUCACUUUGGAAACUUCUGAUGGGGAAAUCACACCCACAAAUCCAUGUACCUAUAAAAAGAUGUUUAUUCAGAUAAAUUCGUUUCAGAUACAGGUUUUCCAUAGGUACAGAACUGAAAAACAUUUCAUUUAUAUUUUGAUGAAAAUAACCAUUGAUUAUAUCUGUAAAUGGCACUGAAUUUGUGUUGUAAUAGAGGAAGGUAGCAACCAGCAGCUCUAUUUGGCUAGGAAAUUUUCUAUUUUGUUCCAAAAACAGCCAUUCAUUAUGUAAAUUUAGUAAUGUGACCAUUGUGAAAGUGGGUAAACAUUUCUUGAGAUUUACCAGAUACUUUUAAGACCCGAGUUAGACUAGAAACAAAUCGGAAGAAUCAGUAUUUUACACUUAUUGUGUUUUACAUGAGGUGAUUAAGAUUUAGGAGAAAAACUACUGUAGAUCUUCUAGUCUGUUGCCUGUAUAUGCGUAUUGUUAUUUAUUUAGAGGGCAGAUAUUGCUACCCCUGUUUGAAUGCAUGUUUGUGAUCACAGUUAUGUGUUUUGUCAUUGUCAUAUGUUAAUUCUUUUUUGUUUCUGUGUCUUCAAUCUCAAAAUAGAGAAAAUAUUAUUACCUUUAUCUGUAGAAUUUUCUACACAAUAAUUAUUAUACUGUAUUCUCGCAGCGGAAAGUGACUGGUGUCAUUAUUGUUGUUGUAAGCAUAUUGUUUAGCUGAAAGACAAUUUGAUUCAUGACUAUGUCAAUAACUUUUGAACGCAGCUUAACCAUUUGUCAUUGAAUGACGUAAACAAAAAAAAUUGUACAUUCUACAGCCAUUUCUUUCAGUUGCUGCGAGAAUAGGAAACCCACCAAAAUAGGAGUACACAGUAUGAUUCUGAAAAGAAACUUCAAAACAAAUUAUGAAAAUUUUACUUAAAAUAUUCAGUAGAUUAAGAGUUUCAGGUUUAUUUGAACAAAAAAAAUAAAAUUAAUAAAGAAGAAAGAAUAAACAGGACACUUUAUUUGAAUACAAUUUUAGAAAUGAUAUCCAAAUAGGACAAAGAUUGUAAAAUUUGAUUACAAGAUGAAUUCACUCUUCAACAAAAUAUAACUAUCCAUACACCAAACCAAGAAGUUGAAAUUACUUAUACUGAGUUUAUUAAGUUGACAGGUGCAAACUUUGUGCAAAAAGUGUUCUGACUGUCCAAAUAUGUUGUCCAAUUUUGUGUGAAUUAUCACACACGUUUGGUUGUCAGAUUUUGUUUUAUUUCAUAUAUUUCUACCUCAAUGUCAUCAAAGACUUAAGGAAUUUGUUUAAACUAUUGAUUUUUUUUUUUUAUUUAUCUGAAAAUGGAUUUGUUGGAUUCAUUUGCUAACUUAAAAUAUUAAAAUUUUGUUAAAUGGUUGCACUGUAGGUGUACUAUCAUAAAAAAAUGACUGCCUUGGUCAGUUUGUGGUCGGUUUGAAAAGAUUAUUUUAUUGUCAGUUAAAUUUAUUAAACAGAGACUAAUUCAUUCACAGAUUAUGAUUAGUAUCCUUAUACAAUUUCAUUUGAAGAGGCCUUAUUUUUUAUCACUAUUAUUUUUUGUUCAUUUCAAAUGUUGAAAGUCGAAGACAACAGUUGCUACUUGAAAGUAAUUGGUUUGCGUAGAUACACCACCCCUUAAUGAUAGACACAUCUAGUCAGUGUGUGUGUGAGCUAGGAUGUCUGGUGCUAUCCGGGACAGAAUUUCAUAUAUCUACGACUGGAUGUUUGGAUGCGAGAGCGAAAGAGUCUAUGCAAAUAUAUGAAUGUGUUUAGAUUUACUUGUAAUUUAUAGAGUUAUUAUAGCAGCUGUGAAAAUGUCGUAGAGAGAAAUGUGUGUGGACAGUGUAAGUGUGUGUAUGUACACUGUAUAUAUUAAAAUUUAUUGUGCACGUGCGAUAAUCACGUGACAUCACCUGUUAUUGAUGAAAUAAAAGGAAAAUGUUAUUUUGUUGUGUAAA
Messenger RNA from Pecten maximus, 9539 nucleotides. RefSeq names its product reversion-inducing cysteine-rich protein with Kazal motifs-like. Gene Ontology annotation, molecular function: protein binding; metalloendopeptidase inhibitor activity. The transcript is spliced from 23 exons. Gene Ontology annotation, cellular component: plasma membrane. NCBI's taxonomy places the organism in Eukaryota, Metazoa, Mollusca, Bivalvia, Pectinida, Pectinidae. Gene Ontology annotation, biological process: extracellular matrix organization. Bases 20 to 3007 code for a protein of 995 amino acids. The record is from RefSeq and is a predicted model, not a curated record.